GCUGUUGGUGGUGUGCGGGGGCGGGGACAGAGUGUAAGGUCCGCCUCCCCCUGACAAUGGUUGGCACCCUCCCACAAGGUGACCCCUCAGAUAGAAGAGGGCCCCAGGAGAGACGCCCCGAGAGGCCCGGAGCCCCCCGCCUGCUGCUGACCAGACUGCAGGACAUCAGAGCCACUCCAGGAAAGAGACAACCGCAGGGAGACCUGCAACCUCCGAGAGCCCGCCGCGAACUCCGACCUCUGCAGACCAGAGAGGGGCGGAGUCCCCCCAAAGAGGAGCGGGGUCCCCCCAUGUCUGAGCACCUUCCAGAGGACAACCUGCCUGACCCAGGAGCCCACCAGGAGGACAGAGCGCUGCAUGUGAGGCCGCAGGAGGACAGAGCGCUGCAUGUGAGGCUGCAGGAGGACAGCGCGCUGCAUGUGAGGCCGCAGGAGGACAGAGCGCUGCAUGUGAGGCCGCAGGAGGACAGAGCGCUGCAUGUGAGGCCGCAGGAGGACAGAGCGCUGCAUGUGAGGCCGCAGGAGGACAGAGCGCUGCAUGUGAGGCCGCAGGAGGCGCAGGAGAUGUUGGAGUGGAAGCGGAAGGAACAUGCGGAUAUGUGCAGGAAGGUGCAGGAGAUGCAGCGACAGGCCGAGGAGAUUUCCGUUCUUCAGCUGCAGUUGGGCGGGACAGAUCUGGAGAAGCAUCGGGAUCUCCUGGCAUCUGAGAACGCCGGUCUGCGCCAGGAACUGCAGCUGCUGCGGCACCACCGAGACAAUGCGAAUAAUCAGGAAGUUGCGGCUCUGAAGGAACGUUUGCAGCACAUGGAGCAGGAAGAGGGCGAGCGGAAUGCGUUGGUCUGCGCUCUGCAGAGGGAGGUCCAGCAGAAGGCGGAGCGUCUGGCAGAGGCGGAGCUCCGAGUGAGGGACUCCGUACGUGAGAGGGUGGAGGAGGAGGAGCGACUCAAUCGCCGGCUGCGAGAAUACCAGCAACAGCCUCAGAUAAAGUACGUGGUGCAGACGGUGGAGUCGGUGGAGCUGAAGGAGACACUGGACAGACACAAGCGCAGCGCACAGGAAAUGAGGAAACAACUGCAACACGAGCAGCAGGAGGCGGCCAAACUACGAGCGCAGGUGGCGCUGUAUGCAGCGGAGUUGGAGCGGGUCCAGGCAGAGAUGGUUCAGGAGUUCGGGGCCCUCCAGGAGCAGAAGGCGUUGGCGGUGGCGGAGGCCUAUGACCGAGCACAGGAGGAGAUGAGAGCCGUACACCACAGCCUGGAUGGUGUGCGCAGGAACCUGGUGGUGCUGCAGCCGGCGCUGCGCACGCUCACACACGACUACAACGGCCUGAAGAGACAAGUGCGCGACUUCCCCAGCCUGCUGAGCCAAGCCAUGAGGGGGGCCCGGGAAGAGGUAAGGACCCCACAAUGGGGCGGGGUCACAGUGGUUAGCGGUCCUGCCUUGCAGCACUGGGGGUCCCGGGUUCGAAGCCCAUGAAGAAUGUUUGGAUGCGUCCAUCUCAUCACAGGAAAUAUUCGCGUCUUCACUCGCGUUCGGCCAAUUAGAGAUGUGGACGGUGCUGGCCCAGGUGCGCAGAGCGUGGUGACCUUUGACCCCGAUGAUGACGGGAUUCUCCACGUGACACACAAAGGGAAAUCGAUGAGCUUUGAGAUGGACAAAGUGUUCACCCCGAGCGCCACGCAGGAGGAGGUGAGAGGACAAAGGUGGGAGGAGCCUGGAGGAGAGUGA
Messenger RNA from Nanorana parkeri, 1727 nucleotides. Its product is annotated as kinesin-like protein KIFC3. The record is from RefSeq and is a predicted model, not a curated record. Gene Ontology annotation, molecular function: ATP binding; microtubule motor activity; microtubule binding. The annotation marks the transcript as partial. Lineage: Eukaryota; Metazoa; Chordata; Amphibia; Anura; Dicroglossidae. The transcript is spliced from 8 exons. Gene Ontology annotation, biological process: microtubule-based movement.